Pelmatolapia mariae (spotted tilapia) is the source of this 2095-nucleotide messenger RNA. RefSeq lists its product as uncharacterized. The coding region runs from base 17 to 1351 and encodes 444 amino acids. The record is from RefSeq and is a predicted model, not a curated record. Lineage: Eukaryota; Metazoa; Chordata; Actinopteri; Cichliformes; Cichlidae. The transcript is spliced from 4 exons.
CACGCACAGCUAAACGAUGUGUAGAGAAAAAGGGAGACGUACCACCGUUUGUUGUGCUGUAGCUGUUAUUCUGGUGUGCUAUUUAGUGCAAGCAAUAGACUGUUACCGACUAACGAAAACAGAGAGGCGAGGAGGGCGCAAAGAGGCCAAUGCGUUAGGUGCUCGAAAGGGGAAAGUCGUAUUCGGAAAAUCUGACGGGAAAGGCUCAGGCCUUGAGUCAGAAGGCAAAUAUGGGAAAGCCUCUGCAAACUCAUCCGUGGAGGAAUCUUAUCAAGCAGAUUUUAUAGGCUGGUCAAAAGGCCAAACGUAUGAUGCCAGUUCCAGAGAAGCAGCAUGGAGGCGCAUGGCACCUUUGCUGCUGUGCGGUGGGGAUCGGAUGAGGUUCAGGGUAGUGGGAAGAGGAGUCUCACAGCUAGCAGUGGACCAAGCAAAUGCACCACCAGUACCUCUGAGCCAGGUCCCUCCCAACUGUGGCUACAACAUGCAGAGGAACUUACUGUCACUUGUUAUGAUGGUUCCCUAUGAUGGCUGCAGUGUGGUUCAAGAGGGUGGCAGUUAUGUGCUUCCAAUGCGGUGGCAGGGUAUUCCAGUCUCCCUUUGGUGUUCCAAACCUGCAGCACCAACUCUUAUGACGACUGCAUCUCAAACCCCUCAGGACCCCGCAUCAAACUCCCAGAUGCCCUACACUAGCAAAAAUCCAGAUCAAUUGUAUGCCCAUGUUCCUCAACCCUUUUUCUUUCCACAACAAAUGCACUAUCCAUAUCCUUCAGUUGCCGUAUCGGAUCCUGCAGCAACCAUAAAGCAGCCAGAAAUGCCCCCAUUCCAGCAAUACCCUCCACCCUUUUCUCCCCUCUAUCCUUACUUUUAUCCCCCACUUCCAGCCACAACAGCAGCCCCAACCACCACUGCAAAGCCAGAAACCUUCAUUCCUCCAGAGUUUCUCUUACCUGGUUACAAACCAGUCGGUCCACCUUUUCUUUGGCCCUUUCCAUUACCUGUGCCAGCAGAUACUCAAACCACAACUAACGCUGACUCUUAUCCCCAGUCACUGCAGCUUCCACCCAAUGUGCAUUUCCUCUCCCAGUAUCCUCUCUUCCCUCAGUUUGUCCCUCUUCCACAAUAUCCGAACAACCCUAAUGCAGAUUUGGCAGCUGCUACUGGAAGCUCGGACACCGUACUCCCUCAAUAUGUUGUGCCUUUCCCUCAAUUUGUUCCUCAAUAUCCAAGCAAUCCUAAUCCAGACUUGGAAAGCGGAAGCACAGACACUCUGCUGCCUCAAGCUCAGUCACACAAUUUUCCACACUUCCAUCAACAAGUUCAGUUAAUGCCCAAUCCCUCCCUUUCGUCAUAGUUUGAAGAAAAUAUAAUAAAGGCUUUAAAUAACACCAGUUCUUGGUUUGAGAUUCUUUGUUCAACGGCUCAACUCAAUCAGCACCACAGAUUCAAACUCAAGGAUCAUAAAUGUUAUGAGCAUUUAGUGCUAAGGUGAUUGGAAUUAAUAAGCAGACUUGAUGAUAUUUGGAUGUUGGGGGGCUCAAAUUUAAAUGAUUAAUGUCCCCGUUGUCUGCAACCACCCACCAAACAAAGGGGGGUGGGGUGGAUAUGUAAUGUUGGAAAGUCACUAUUUUGUUGCACUAUGCUGGGCUUAUGUGGCCUGAACUGUGACGCUUGCUUUUCACUGAUAAAAAGCAAUGUUCUGUCAUGCUGUUCCAACUUAGUCAAAGCAGCAAAUGGAGUAUCUUUACAGGACUUAGUCAUGUACAGUUGUACACAAUGUCCUUUACCUGGCAUGCUGGGUCCUUCAAGAGAUCUUUUACUCAAAUGGCACCAGGAAAAAACAAAACUUCUAGCAUUAUCACUUUGCAAAUGCAGAUUCAUCACUUUCAUCCACUUUCAGUCUGAUUGCUUCCGUAUAUCAUUAUAUAUUUUUGCUUUGUGUUACAGGUUGUUCAGCUCAUUGCUCGUCUCGCGCUCUAUCUAUCUCUAUAUCUAUAGAGAUCUAUAUUUUAAACGAAUACACGUAACAUAUAAUGUAAUUGCAAGGAGGUAUUUCUGCAGUCUUUUAAUUACUAGAUAGUGGAAAGGGGGUGGGAUU